This is a messenger RNA of Cuscuta europaea, 958 nucleotides long. The record is from the annotation of a GenBank genome assembly. NCBI's taxonomy places the organism in Eukaryota, Viridiplantae, Streptophyta, Magnoliopsida, Solanales, Convolvulaceae.
CUGGGGAUUCUUUGAGGGUUUUUUAAUAUCAUGAUUUUCUUAGCUCUUUUUAAUUAUUAUGUAUAACUAUAUAUCCUUAUUAGGUGGUGGAUCAUGGGAUUUCAAUUGAGCUUAUGGACAAGGUGGAGAAGUUGACCAAGGAUCACUACAAAAGAAAUAUGCAACAAAGGUUUGAGGAUAUGGUGGCUGCUAAGGGGCUCAAUGGUGUCCAGAAUGAAAUUGAAGAUCUUGACUGGGAAUUGAAUCCACUUUCUUCUUGAGUCAUCUCCCUUCCUCAAAUAUCUCUGAAAUCCCAGAUCUUGCAGAUGAUUACAGGAAGAUUAUGAAGGAAUUUGCAGUGGAGCUUGAGAAGCUAACAGAGAAGCUAUUGGAGUUGCUAUGUGAGAAUCCUGGUCUUGAGAAAAGUUACCUGAAGAAUGCCCUCCAUGGUUCGAAGGGUCCAAACUAUGGGACAAAGGUCAGCAGCUACCCUCCCUGUCCCAAACCAGACCUCAUCAAAGGCCUCCGGGCCCACACCGACGCCGGCGGGCUCAUUCUUCUUUUCCAGGAUGACAAAGUCAGUGGCCUCCAGCUUCUCAAGGAUGGCGAAUGGAUCGAUGUCCCCCCGAUGCGCCAUUCCAUUGUCAUCAAUCUAGGUGACCAGCUUGAGGUAAUCACCAAUGGGAAGUAUAAGAGCGUGUUGCAUAGAGUGAUCGUCCAACCCGAUGGAAACCGAAUGUCACUAGCGUCAUUCUAUAACCCGGGGAAUGACGCUGUGAUCUACCCAGCACCUGCAUUGGUGGAGAAGGGGGGAGAAGGAGAGAACAAAAAGUAUCCCAGGUUUAUUUUUGAUGACUACAUGAAGCUUUAUGCUGGGCUGAAGUUCCAGGCCAAGAAGCCAAGGUUUGAAGCCAUGAAGUCCAUGGAGAGCACUUUGAACACCUCUCCAAUUGCCACUGUCUAAUUUAUUGCUCUUAAG